CUUGCACUUACUUCUGUGCAUUGUUUUUCACUUCGUUCGCUUGCCAGGGGUCUUUGCUAGCUUAGGAUAAUCGUCAUUCUCUUCAGCUACGAACAGACUGGUUAUCUGCAGCUGGUUCGCUUUAUUUGUUGGAUCAUCGCUGUCUGUCGAUCCUAUCCUUCCGUUAUCUUACCCUCUUGUAUCAUCGUAUCGUCAUUUUGAAGAAUGAAAUAUCUUUCUACGCCUGCAUCUUUCUAUUUGUGAUGACUGGGUGUUGAACCGUACUGAAUACUGAUUGACUAUUAACAACGUAAGAGUUACGAAUAUGUGCGAAUAGACGCCCUUAUAACACUUUCAAGUUCGUUCAAAUAUGUUGCUUUAGCUUUCGCUCACCCAUUAUCCAUGCCAUUCAACUUCUUGCUAUGAGAAGUACGACGGCAGCAGCAGCGGCAGCAGUUCCAUGGGCUAUUCGCAGAAAGAAACCGACUGAAGAUAUCUCACUUCCCACAGAUAAUGAACGGGGAGACCGAGAUGCCCACAAGCCGCUUCUAAAUAGUGGCGUACCUUCUGGACAACCUGCGACAUAUGGCACUCUCAGUGGAUCAAGAGUCAGUCCUGAACGCUUCAGGCGAAGCAGUAGCUCUUUGGGCAGAGUGCCCGAGGAGGAGCUGAUACAAGAGGAAGCCGUAGCAGACGAGUCUGCUGAAGAGGUCGAAUGGGAGUUAGAGGAGCAAGGUUUCUACAGGGGAUCGUAUCGAGCAAAAGUACUACUGUAUACGUUCGUUCCCUUGGGCUGCCUACUCGUAUUCACCAUCCUCGCCGUACUCCCGAAUCUUAUAUGGCCCCUGCGGAACGUCGAACCACCGCCGUACGGCCAAUACUUUCCCUUUCCCCUCCCAGAGUUCCUAGUUGCAUCGGCACUCUGGUCUCUAUCUCGUUCAAUUCGACUCCCUCUCUACACGGCCUUCUCCGCCCUCCUUCGCAACAAGUCCUCGCUACGGAUAACAGUGUCCUUCAACCUAGUCUACGCUUUCACAUACAACGUCCUGCGUAUGGCUGCUCUCCCCAUCCUGCGUAUAAGACAUGACAUGGACUACCCAUUACCCAGUUGCCGUGAUCUAGCCUUCAGACGCGUUUGGUGGCUUGCAUUGGGUUGGACCUUUAUCGAAACCGCCAUGGGUAUUGGCCAGGACUAUGCGCAGAUCGCGUUGUAUAAAAACGUGAUGAUCUCCGAGGAUCAGGUGGCUGAAUUGGAAAGCGACGUGUUGAAUGGGACAGGGAGGGAAUUGGCUUCCCCUUCGAUCGAGAUACUCCCUCUCAGUCCAAGGGAUCCUACCGAGCGCCCUUCGCUUGCCCGCAUAGCAAGUGGAAGUAGCGUUGGUCUGAACUCCAAGACACCCUCGCCUGUAACCGAAACUGAGGCAUUGGAGCUUGAAGUAGACCGCGACCUUGAACAACUAGUUAACCUCAAAGAACGAGAAGACCUUGAAGAAGUCUAUGGUCUGCCCAUCAUUAAAAUACCUGUAUUUGUACUCUGCUUGCAACGCAUCGAUUCCAUUCUCAUCACCGUCGGCAUCACCCUUGUUCUCUCUGCAUCCUAUCUACGUUCCCAUAUCUCGCUCUCUUCGUCUGCUUUGUCCAAUCCACCGCUAUCAUCUAACAAACCUAUACUCAUCACAUUCCCGUCGGUAUUCCUUCUCAACACUUUUCUCAUGAUUCUGUAUUCGCCGGCUGUGUUGCCGCGCCUUGGUAUUCACACCGCUGCUUAUAUUGCUUUCUUCGUUGGCUUGGGUUCUUUGUUUGCUGGAUUGGGACUUUGGGGAGCUCUUGCAUAGUUUACGAGUUUCGGCCUCAUCUUCACCUCUGAAUGCUAUCACUAACAUUUACUUCGGGUUUCAUUUCUA
This is a messenger RNA of Somion occarium, 1883 nucleotides long. Lineage: Eukaryota; Fungi; Basidiomycota; Agaricomycetes; Polyporales; Cerrenaceae. The record is from the annotation of a GenBank genome assembly.